GACCCACCAGCACCAGGCCACCACGGUUCCUCCGCCUCACUGCUCCUCCUCUCCCUCCCUCCGUCCUGCAGCCCCAGCGCGUACCGACGCCUCCCCACAGCUGGAACCGUACUUUACUGGCAGUAAUCUUCCCACCCGCCUCCCUCGGCGCCUCCUCCCUACCCCGCUCGCUCUCGCUUCGCUGUUCUCCCCCUGUCACCUCUCCCGGCGAAGCGUGGCUCCUGCGACCGGCCUCCCACCCGCUCCUCCUCCGCGCGCCGAGCGCCACGCGACGCGUCGCGGCCGAGCACGGCCGCCGCCGGAUCCUCCGCCCGCCGCUCCGGCGCGGCGCCGCUCCGCUCUCGUGCUACCGCUAGCGGAGCGGAGAUCCGUCCGGACUUGAACUGGGGUCUCUGCUCUCUGUUUAUAUGAACUAAAUUGGUUCGGUUUGAGAAGCUUCACUGUCUGAGAAAUGGAUGAAAAACCAACUAGUUCCGGGCAGUCUGAAGCUAGUUCAAGUGAACCUAGUUGGUGGCCACCGGACCUUUUGGAGAAGAUAGAGUCUGCUUCCAUAUCAAGGAAACAAGAUGUUUUGGGUAAUCUAAGGUCCUCAUCCUGGAAGGCUUCUCAAUUACUGUGGUCUCAAGGAGCUUACUCAGGUUUAAUCCCUAAUGGUUUCUAUUCAAUCAUCCCGGAUAAAAAGCUGAAGGAGACUUUCCCAAUGAUUCCGUCAUUAGAUGACCUGCAAGCUCUUGAAGCAGAUGGGCUUAAGGCUGACAUCAUUAUUGUAGACACUGAGAGGGAUAAGAAGGUUUUCAUGUUGAAGCAACUUAGUGCUGCACUUGUGAAAGGGUUAAAUUCUAGCCCGGCAUUGGUGAUAAAGAAAAUAGCAGGUUUGGUUUUUGACUGCUUCAAGCGACAAAAUCCUGAUUCAAGUCCAGCAAGAGGCUCGACUGAAGAUACCCAUUUCUUUGGAAAUAAAGGACCACAACUUCUAGGGCAGAUAAGACAUGGGUCAUGCCGACCCCGAGCUAUUCUAUUUAAAGUUCUUGCAGAUGCUGUUGGCCUUGAGAGUAAACUUGUAGUGGGUCUACCUGAUGACGGUGCUGUUGGAUUUGUGGACUCUUACAAACAUAUGUCUGUGGUAGUUUCACUGAACAAUAUGGAGCUGCUAGUUGAUCUUAUGCGAUUCCCAGGCCAGUUGAUUACUUUUUCAGCUAAGGCUAUCUUUAUAUCUCAUAUAUCUGCUGCGGGCGAAAGUGACUCAGCUGAAAAUGAUUCGUGUGAUUCUCCCCUUGAGCCUAACAGCCCUCUUUAUGGAUUGUCUGAUAAAGUUGAAGCUGAAGGAAUUGAAUCUUCAUCAAAUCUAUCUGGACGAUCAUUACGUAAUAUGAUGUUGAGAUCAAGAACAUUUUCAGAGGGGAAAUUAAGCACGUCGUGCAGUGAACCAAAUAUAGCAAAUGCCUUUUGGAGGCGCAGCCAAAGGAGAGGAGUUGCUGAGGAACCCCGUGGUGCUAGUUCAAGUCCUGAGCAUCCAUUAAUUAGAGCAAGAGGAAGAUCUAUACUUGGUGGUGAGAAGCAAUCAUUUCAAGAAUAUACAGAAAGUGGAGCUGCAUCAAGAUCAGAUGGUCUUGAUGGCACUUCAACAUCUAAUGCUCGAAGAAUAAGACGAAGAAGCAUCAGCAUCACGCCUGAGAUUGGAGAUGACAUUGUGAGGGCAGUUCGGGCUAUGAACGAAACACUAAAGCAAAAUCGCCUCUCAAGGGAUCAUGUUGAAGGUUCAUGCUCAUAUGUUACGGAGGACCAAAGCAAUGCAAAUGACUGCCCAAAUGAUGAUGAUGCAUCUCGAAGAGUUGGUGCUACUGACAAUGGCUCAAGAAACCGAACUGGUUCUACUCAGAAGGCCAUGUCAUUACCUUCUUCACCACAUGAAUAUAGGGGUCAAGUUACUGAAAAAAGUGAUGAUUUUAUGAGUAAAGAGAAGAUGGCAUUGGCAUGGAACAAAGUAUUCCAGAGCUCCCCAUUUCUUAAUAAACCGUUAUUGCCCUUUGAGGAAUGGAACAUAGAUUUCUCCGAGAUAACUAUUGGCACACGGGUUGGAAUAGGAUUCUUCGGAGAGGUCUUCCGUGGUAUAUGGAAUGGAACUGAUGUUGCCAUCAAAGUGUUUCUAGAACAGGAUCUAACAACUGAAAAUAUGGAAGAUUUUUGCAAUGAGAUAUACAUCCUGAGCCGGCUACGACACCCAAAUGUUAUACUGUUUCUUGGUGCAUGCAUUACGCCUCCACACCUGUCAAUGGUUACCGAAUAUAUGGAAAUGGGAUCACUGUACUAUCUCAUCCACAUGAGUGGUCAGAAAAAGAAGCUCAGUUGGCGUAGGAGGUUGAAAAUUAUUCGCGAUAUAUGCAGGGGAUUGAUGUGCAUACACCGCAUGAAGAUAGUUCACAGGGAUCUCAAAAGUGCAAACUGCCUGGUGAACAAGCAUUGGACUGUCAAGAUAUGUGACUUUGGUCUAUCUCGAGGGAUGAUUGAUAGUCCUAUGACUGAUAACUCCUCUGCUGGCACCCCAGAAUGGAUGGCCCCUGAGCUUAUCCGGAAUGAACCUUUCACAGAGAAAUGCGAUAUAUUUAGCCUCGGUGUUAUUAUGUGGGAGCUUUGCACAUUGAGUCGACCAUGGGAGGGUAUCUCUCCAGUUCAAGUGGUUUACUCGGUUGCUAAUGAAGGGUCACGGCUCGAGAUUCCUGAAGGACCUCUCGGCAGGUUAAUUGCAGAUUGCUGGGCAGAGCCUGAGAAUCGGCCGAGCUGCCAGGAGAUCCUCACCCGCCUGCUGGACUGCGAAUACGCCGUCAGCUAAGUCGCUUGCUCACCCGCCACCUGAUUCCUGCAGAGGUGGGCACGUUUUCUUGUAUAAAACCUGUAAAAAAUAGCCUGUCGACUCAGCCGACCGGCGAGGUUACAUAUAUUGAAACCCUAUAUUUCUGCUUUAUGACGGCGAUCCUUUCUCCAAAAAAAAAUGUAAAAAACUGUUUCCCCCGGUUAUAGAAGAACAUUUCUAGCCAAGAAAUGUGCCUCGCGUCACAGGGACCAA
This is a messenger RNA of Panicum hallii, 3064 nucleotides long. RefSeq names its product serine/threonine-protein kinase EDR1-like. The coding region runs from base 452 to 2830 and encodes 792 amino acids. The transcript has 18 exons. Gene Ontology annotation, molecular function: protein kinase activity; ATP binding. Gene Ontology annotation, biological process: protein phosphorylation. NCBI's taxonomy places the organism in Eukaryota, Viridiplantae, Streptophyta, Magnoliopsida, Poales, Poaceae. The record is from RefSeq and is a predicted model, not a curated record.